AUGUACACAUUCGAUACGAUGCACCCCAACGGUGUCGAGUCCGAAGAUAUCACAACCUUGCUUCGAAAACUGCGGCGACAGGAGGAUUAUUCUCGUUCUUCGGUCAUCGAGACAAUGUUCCAAUCUCUCAUUGUGAACAAGGAAAUCGAAAAGGAAGAAUCCAAAUUUGAUUUUAUCAUGGAUGAUGGUAUUGAAAUGAUGGCCCAAGCAAUUCUAGACCGAACAUGUUCCUCCGAACACAUUGCCCAAGGACUUCGAAUACUCUUUGCCAUUGCCGAAGAAUCCAGAUGCCAUUGGAUCAGCGUAUUCAAUGGAAUGGGAAGAGUCAAGGGUAUUUUUGAGUUUCUGGAAUUUUAUCGACUGAAUUCAACCAUUCUGAGUAAAAUCCUGUUCCUAAUGACCAAGCUGGCAGAACAUGGUAUCUUCCAUUUCAAGGCAUCCCAUGUAAUUCGAUCUAUCUGGUUCUUUGAUUUGAUUCUGGAAGGUCUCGAAGAGCAUCCUGGUUCCAUGGAUCUCUACCAGGCUUUCUGUCAAUACAUGGGAUGUUAUAAGAAGAGGUGUCCCCCACGGGAAGUUCACCAAAGAAUUGUCACGUACUUGAUGAAUGGACUAGCAUCAGCAUCCAAUAGCAAUAGCUUGGAAUGCAAAGCAAGCGGACGGUCCGUUCUGGAGAGAUUUUGUUUUGGUACCAUUUGCAGUAGGAGGAGAAGCAAGGAUUGCGCCCAAAAUCGAGUGACUUCGUUUGGAUGCCACCGACCUGCAGCAGCUGCAUGA
Messenger RNA from Cylindrotheca closterium, 774 nucleotides. The record is from the annotation of a GenBank genome assembly. NCBI's taxonomy places the organism in Eukaryota, Bacillariophyta, Bacillariophyceae, Bacillariales, Bacillariaceae.